Molecule: messenger RNA, 3529 nt
Organism: Podarcis raffonei (Aeolian wall lizard)
Lineage: Eukaryota; Metazoa; Chordata; Lepidosauria; Squamata; Lacertidae
Product: transmembrane protein 87A-like
Exons: 20
Coding region: 7-1848 (613 amino acids)
Biological process (GO): retrograde transport, endosome to Golgi
Cellular component (GO): Golgi apparatus; membrane
Source: RefSeq, a predicted model, not a curated record
AAGAGGAUGGCGUCGGGUGGGCGCCUGGCGCGCUGCUGGGGGCCGCGGCUCCCUCUGCUCCGGCUGGCGCUGCUGCUGGCCGGCGGGGCGGCCCUGGCGCCUGGGCCCGCGCGAGGGGCCGCCUCGGAGCCCGGGCGGUGGAGCCUCCAGGCCCGGGGGAACCAAACGAAGAAUUUGUUUGUCUUACCCAAAACAAUGUUUAAGGACACCCAGAUUAUCCUCAAAUUUGUGGAAAAGAACUGCGUUGCCCCUGAUUUGUCCCUGAACAUCACCUGGUACCUCCGCAGCUCCCACUGCCACGACGAGGUCUACAUAGACUUUCCUCCUCUGCCCUCUCAGGAAACCAAGGCGGACCAGUACCUGAGCCAUUACGAAACGGAGGCCAGCGUUGCCGGAGGCGGCCAGUACAUUUGGUACACGACUCUGGUCCCGUGCAGCCAGCUCAAUGAGCUGCACUUCCCAGAGCUGCCGAAGCCCCAAAAGCUGCAGCCUUUCAAGGAGGAAGGCGUGGUCAGUUCGCCCCAGUCGGGAGUGAAGAAGAGGGAGGCUCCCAAGCAGGCCGAAGAAGAGGCCGUGGGGAAGGAAACUGGAGCCACACAAGUGAGCAAGGAUGUUGCGCGGCCGGCUGCCUCGGCCAGCGAGAAGGAAGACAAAGGCGCCGCAAAAAGCACAGUGGCAAAGAAGCAGAAGUUAGAGGUUUCGACGGUCGCCGUGACCUGGGAGGACGGGCCUUACGUCUUCAUCCUCAAGAUCUUCAGCAACAAGAUGCCGUCUCCUAACUGGGAGAUCAAAAUUGACGUGCAGAUGAAGCACCCCGACCACCAGUACAUCUCUGCCUCCGAGUGGCCUCUGAUGGUGUUCUACAUGGUGAUGUGCAUUGUCUACGUGCUUUACGGGGUCCUCUGGCUGGUCCUGCUGGCCUGCUACUGGCGAGACAUCCUUCGCAUCCAGUUCUGGAUUGGCGGCGUCAUCCUCCUGGGAAUGCUAGAGAAGGCUGUCUUCUAUGCAGAGUUUCAGAGUAUCCAGAGCCAAGGGACCUCAGUUCAAGGGGCGGUGAUAUUUGCCGAGGUCCUGUGCGCCGUGAAGAGGAUGCUGGCGCGGGUUCUGGUCAUCAUCGCUAGCCUGGGAUACGGCAUCGUCAAGCCACGGCUGGGGGCUCUCUUGAAUCGGGUCGUGGGCGUGGGGCUGAUGUACUUGAUCUUCUCCAUCAUCGAGGGGGUCCUGCGGGUCAAAUCGGAGCAAACCAAAGCCGCCGCGCUCAUCUGUGAAAUUUUCCUGGCGUUUGUGGAUUCGUGUAUCGUCUGGUGGAUCCUCAUUAGCCUGGUGCAAACCAUGAAGCUGCUGAAACUGCGCCGGAACCUGGUCAAGCUCUCGCUCUACCGCCAUUUCACCAACACUCUCAUCUUCGCCGUCAUCGCAUCUGUUAUCUUCAUUAUCUGGACCACUAAGACUUUCAGGCUUGCCACGUGCCAGGCAGACUGGCGGGAACUGUGGAUCGACGAUGCUUUCUGGAGGUUCCUCUUCUCUAUCAUCCUUCUGGUGAUCAUGUUCCUCUGGAGACCCUCGGCCAAUAACCAAAGGUACGCCUUCAUGCCCCUGGUGGACGAAGGCAGCGAGCCGGAGGACGAGGACGAGGAGCCCAUGGUCAACGAGGCCUUUGAAGGGAUGAAGAUGAGAAGUUCGAAGCCUGAAGCCAAUGGGAUCCUCAAGGGCAGCAGAGUGGAUGAAGACUUGAAAUGGGUUGAAGAAAACAUCCCGUCUUCCAUGGCUGACGUCGUGCUCCCUCCUUUGUUAGAUUCUGACGAGGAAAUUGUGACCACGAAAUUCGAAAUGUCCAAAAUGGAAUGAAGUCUGGAUCCGGCCGAGCCGCUCAGCCACACUCUUUUCCUGGUGGAUUUUGGAACAGACAAAGAGUCGCCGAUGGUCUUCCUUUUCCCUUUUUUCCUUUUUACACAUGCACAUAUAUAAUAUAUAUACAUAUAUAUAUAUAUUUGUAUAUGGUCAAAAUAUUAUUUUAUUACUUUUUGGUGUUUCUCUAACUAUGGAGCUCCGAGGCUUUUGGGGUUUGUUUUUUGGCCAGGCGAGGACCUUACGCCUGACCCCACCAGUUGGAGGGCAGACUUGUAGCCGAGAUCGGCAGCGCCCCCCACUGGAAAGGAGGGGGAUUGCGGGACAGUCGGACCGGCGUUGCUUUAUUGUCGACUUCUUUCCCGAACCCUGUUUUGGAGCAGGCCUUCUCUGAUGAGGAAACGCGAGGGGGACUCUUUGCAGCGCCAUUUUGUGUCCUUUGCCGUUGGCCUCGGGGUACUUGUACAGUCGGGUCUCUUGACGCUGGCUUGGGACCCGAGUCGCUUGUGGGGACGGGGUGCAAAAUUCUGGGGCAGGGAAUGUGCACGAACCCAAAGUUUGUGCGGCUUCAAAGCUGCUUCUCUGACCGCAUGGAAGCGCUCUAAGGGGAGCAUAAAAUGGGCAGUCCUCUCUUUUUGGAGGAAUCCUUAGGGCAGGCACCCCUAACCUGUGGCCCUCCAGAUGUUUGGGACUACAACUCCCAUGAUCCCUAGCUAACAGGACCAGUGGUCAGGGAUGAUGGGAAUUGUAGUCCAAAACACCUGGAGGGCCGAAGGCUGGGCGUGCCUGCCUUAGGGGGACAGCGGCUGGUUUUUUGCGGAGGAGACGCAGGCAAGGGGCACGCCCGACUCUGCAACAAAAAGGGGGCGCAGGUUGGAAAGGAUGGCUUUUAUGGCCAAGGAGAGCAUUGGGGCAGAUCUAUAGGGUGGGCAGGUUCGUUGGAUCUCUGGAAUCAAGUUUCCCGCAGCAGCUCGCCGUGUUGAGCCGCAGGAAACUUUAUGGGGAAAAAGCGCCCGAUUGGUUUAUUUUGGGGGGCAUAAGGGAAACUGAGGAUGAAGGGGAAGCUAUAUGGGGAGCGCAGAGAGCCCAGCUUGCUUGAGACCACAGCGUGGUUCUUUUCUCAACAACGGCAGCCUCAAAAGCACUUUUAAGUGUCCUUUGGGCAAUAGCAGGCAGCAAGCACCCUUCGAUGCUGGAUCGGAAGAAGGAUCGCAGCCACCCCCGUCCUCCCCCCACACCCUUUAUUCCCAGGCCAGCCUUCUCCCUCCCCUCAAUCUGAUGCCCUCCAGAUGUUCAGGAUACAGCUCCCAUCAGCUGCAGCCAGCACAGCUGUAUAUUGCAAAGGCUGAUGGGAGUUGUAGGCAGAAACAUUUUGCAGCCACCUGGCUAGGGAAGGCUGCCCUGGGAGAUCCUUCCUGGACCACUUGAGAUAUAUAUAUAUGUUGCUUCCUGCCUUGAUUCCGCAUUCAAAAGAUGCUUUUUCUAAAAAUAAAAUAUAGAAUUCCACCCGGAGCAGUGUACAGACUUAUCCCCUUGGUAAGCUUGCUCUUCUGAACAGCUUUUUUCACGUUCCCAAAACUUCAGCCGGACUUUCUGAUGUGACGCUUUCGAGGUUACUGGGAUACAUGGGGAGGGAACGUCGGAUUUCUUCUCAAAUAAACCCUUUUAUUUAUUUUUGAAA